Molecule: messenger RNA, 3680 nt
Organism: Seriola aureovittata
Lineage: Eukaryota; Metazoa; Chordata; Actinopteri; Carangiformes; Carangidae
Gene: kansl1l
Product: KAT8 regulatory NSL complex subunit 1-like
Exons: 16
Coding region: 312-3173 (953 amino acids)
Cellular component (GO): NSL complex
Molecular function (GO): histone acetyltransferase binding
Source: RefSeq, a predicted model, not a curated record
CUCAGUUGGUGAGCGACGGAGCAGGAGGAGGCACAGUGUUGGUUUGUGGAGAAGGGAAGCUGUCGAUAUUCUGAGCAAAUUCAGUCUCCCCGUCGGAUGGCGAGGUGGAUAGCCACACAAGACAGAUUUGAUGUUAUGAUUUAUUAAGGAUCAGCAAAUGAAAUGAGAAGAACAUUUCAUAUUCAGGCGUAAAUCUUGCUGGAAUAAGCGAUGUUAAAUCAACGGUUUACCUCCUGGUCAGAUCAUUUAAGGUGCAGUUUGUGAAUUCUGCUGCCUUGGCUAACUAGGGUAUCAGUGGUUCAGAAAGGGGUAUGGCCCCAGCCCUGACCAAAGUCCUGAAAGAUGGCCAUGGCAUCCACCUGUCCUCACCUCCUUCCUCUGUCAGAGUGGACUCAAAUGGGAGAGCCGUGCGCAGUACAGAGCUGGAGUCUCACAUGAGACCAACAGAUGAUGGUGACUCCCAGAAGAUGUGGUUGAACCUUUCUUUGUUUCCCUCUCUGGACUCCUGCCUGCCUUUGAGCCCCCUGGAUGUCCCUGCAAACCCUUUGCUUUUCCCAUGUCUGCAGGCGUCUGUCAGCCAGUGUGAGGCAGUGCUCCUACCCAGCCCUGCUUCCCUCCUCAGCUUCCUGUCAGUCAAUAAAAGCCUGAAAGAUUCUCAUCAGGUGGUCUCUGUCUUACCAGGUGUACCAGACAUGUUUUUAGGCCCUGUCUCUGAGCACAAUAGCCAAGAGGCUUGUCUGCUGCAUGGUUGUGGUGCUGCUCCUGAAUGUGGGCCAGAUGGUGGUGAUGUGCAUCGCUCCCCUUUUACCCUUACGGGUGUUUCUCCUUCAGAUUCCCUUGGGAAAAUAAAGUUCCAAGGCCACACUCCCUUCUUUGCACCCCAACCUACACUGAUACAGGGGAAAGCAGCUGGAGUCGGAUGUCCUCUUCCAGCUUCAAUGCAGUCUUGCAGUGUCAGGGUGAACUUUGACCAGCGGGCAUCUAGCACUGUGCUGGAGGAGGCUGUGAAGGAGCAGCUCUCCAGGCAGGCAGGACUACACAGCAGAGUUUGGAGACUGCAGAGGAGACUGCAAGCCCUGCUUGGAGAGCAUGCUGUGCUACACUGCAACCAGCAGCUGGAGGGGCUGAAAAGGCACUGUCAUCUUGGAGAUGUGUCUCAUGACAGCCUGGACUCCAUACAUCCUGGUAUACUACCUCCACAAGCGGCUAGUAAACCCUAUUUUUCCUGGCUAGAGUCGUCCACAGCCUCAUCUUCAUUCACAGAGCUCAGAGAGUUUAGUCGCUCCAGCCAGGAGGUGCUGAGAGGUCUGCAGGAGGCCUUGGACUCUGAGGCCACAGCCAGCAGCAGCUCAGACGAUGAGUUAGAGGAGGAUAAGAGUCACCAUAGAACCAAGACUUCACCUGUCAAAAGCAGCAUCAGCUGUGAGAGACGAUGGCUGGAAGAGAGAGCGGAGCUGGGCAGCAGAUGGAGCUGGUUGCAGCUGCGUCUGGCUGAGCUGGAGGGGAGGAUACAACAACUGGUGGAGCUCCACAAGCACAUCCGUUCUUCCAAAGGUGGUGUGGUGCUUGCAGAGUCCCAGCCACUGACAGACAGAGAGAUUCAGCAGACCUUGCUGAGGGAAAUGGCAGGGUUGUCUUGCACAGCCUCGGAUGCUGACACUGAACCAUGCAGCCCCACACACCUUUUGCACAACAUAGAGAGACAGAGUGCUCAGCUUAGCCAGAUCGUCAACAGUCUGAUGCCUCCUCUCUUUUCACCGCUCUCAAAACAAGCACAGACCUGUAAAGUCAAGAGAAACUACACAAGCGGUCAGAAAGGAGAUGGUGUUUUUGUGCCUGGGAACUCUAAAAGAAGGAGACUGGCGACUUCAAGGCUCUUCAAGGCUGAUAUGUCAUGUGUUUGUGCCCGAACCCGACCUUUAGUCACCUAUCACAAGCCCAAACUGUUCACCUUUAACACCUACAACCCAAGCAGUCCACAGGAUCUGGGGAGGUCCACGUCCACCCUCUCCUCUUCUCUGUCAUCAUCUUCCUGUUCAUGUUGCUCCUCUUGUGAUCCUGUAGUCCUGUGUUCUGAUCCUGACUGCAGCUCUAGCUUAGCCCAGUCCUUCAAGAAGCAGAGCUCCAGACCUCACCCCGUGUUGUCUCUUUCAUUUGACACUCCUCUGUCCCACCACUUACAGAGAGCCCUAGCCAGAGAAGAAUGGUCCCAAAGGCCUUUAGUUAUCAACGCCCAAACGCCCACUCCAGCACAGUACAACAGACGCAGUUCCACGCCACUGCAUAACAGUCACAAAUACAAGCAGCAUGCAAGGCAUUGUAAAAACAGAGUUAUGGGUCUGUCACCUAUCAGGAUGGCAGGCUCUGCUCAGAGUCAACACAGAAGAGCCAAUCAGAGGAAAAGGAAGAGAAGAUGCAUCCACAGACUAAUAGAAGAUGAGCAGGAUGCCCUAUACCAGCUCGGUCAAGUGGAGGAAAGUUCAGAUGAAGUGCUGGAGGAGAGCUACACACAGGUUUCACGCAAGCAGGCCUCUCAGGGCUCUAUUCGCAAACGCCAGGGUGAGAGUGUGUACAACAUCAACAACAUUGUCAUCCCCAUGUCACUAGCUAAAGUGGAAAAGCUGCAGUACAAAGACAUCCUCACACCCAGGUGGCGGGUGGUGUGCGCACAGUCUCUGAUAGAAAACGAGGCAGAGAAGGAGAAAGACGGCGAGGGGCAGGUUGAGGAUCUCAGUGAUGAAGUCUUUGCUCAGAGACACGUGGCUGUGGAGCAGAGAGAGAAAUCGCGCUGGUCAUCCUGGGGAAAGAGGAAAUGCUGCAGGCGUCCUACACGAUCUGGCAGCAGGCUGUCAGGCAGUGGGGGUGGAAUAUGCACAUCAGGAGAAGAGAGCUCUGUGGAGUGGAGUGGUGCUCAGCUGGAUACUGAUGAACAGCCAAGCUCAGAGGAGUGGCUGCCUCAGACACCCUGGGAGCCACGAGUGUUUCCUUUGGAUGAGAAUGAAGAAGCCCUGCUCUGUGAUAGAUUAGAAAACGUACCCUCAGGGUGCUUAGAGUCUGGUUCUGCCUCCUCCUCAUCGAGGAACUCAAACUCCCAUCUUUCCCCGCCUCAGUCCUCUGGUGCUACACUGCCCUCUGGUGCACAAAGCAGGACCACUACACCCAAUGGCAGCUGAGGGAGCAGUGCCUUGCUUUUUCAUAUCUCCUCACAUCUGGGACCUUGAGGAGAAAUUGUGCCCUGGGAACCUUUAUUGGGAUACUUCAUAUGUUCCAUGAGUAGAGUGAUUUGAUAUUAUUAUCUUAAUACUUUGAAGCAAAAGUGUUUAUUUUGUGAGUAUUGUAACGUGCAGUUUUAAGUGACUACUGUAGCUCCUGCUACACUUUCAGGUUUUAAUGUAUGACAGGUACUGUAUGUAAAGAAAUAUAUACCAGCACAAUUCCUCUGUAGUCUCAGGUUUGCAGCCUAUACCGUUUGUAGUUGUCACUUAUUUAUUUUCACAUUUGUCUUAAAAUACUGUAUAGAAUGUCUUUAGUACAUACAUAUGUUAACUUUUACCUGAUUUACAUGUACUUUUUGAUUUCAUGUUUUUGUUUUUUGAUGUUGUGGUUUUGAUAUAUAUUUUUCAUGAAGAAAGGAAAAACUUAUUAGUAACUGUAAACAUUAGUAAACAUAGUGGAUGUUA